AUGUGCACGACCCUCCCCCGCACUCAGUCCCUCACGCGGCCAGCAUCACAGCGGCAGCCGCACACGCAAAAAGAGCAGCAGCAGCGCGAGGGGGAAGGCGGAGUGUGCGGCCGCGACGCUGCUGCUGUCGCUGUCGCCAGACACCGCCUUCGCUGCACUCGUCGAGUUGGUGGUGGACGCCGCUUGAGCAGCCGCCCCCGCUGCCGGCUGAGUGGCUUGUCCUCCGCCGCCGCCACUCGUUUCCGUUUGACUUUGGGACGUGGGCACUGCGGGCUGCUCCUUUUGUUCUGGCUGGCCUGCCUCGGUUGCUGCCACGGAGCUCCCCGGCUGCGCCUGCGCCGCGGGGCCGCCGUCGCUGUUGAUAUUCCCGGAGUUAUUAACUCCCUCCCCACCGGCAGUGUCUUGUGCCGCUUCUGA
Molecule: messenger RNA, 417 nt
Organism: Trypanosoma conorhini
Lineage: Eukaryota; Euglenozoa; Kinetoplastea; Trypanosomatida; Trypanosomatidae
Exons: 1
Coding region: 1-417 (138 amino acids)
Source: RefSeq, a predicted model, not a curated record